ACGUUACAGUGAUUUACCAAAAUGGGCUACCAGUGAUAUCCUUGAGUCUUCCGUCUCGGCGUGAACGCUGCCAGUUUACACUUAAACCUCUCUCGGACUCUGUUGGAGUAUUCUUACAACAACUCCAGGCAGAAGACCGGGGAAUCGACCGAGUUGCAAUUUAUUCACCAGAUGGGACACGAGUCGCAGCUUCCACAAGCAUAGAUCUCCUACUUCUUGACGAGUUCAAACUAGUAAUUAAUGACUUGAGUUACCACGUCUGUCCACCAAAGAGAGAUCUCUUAAGCCACGAAGAUGCCACCACGUUGAAUGAUGUGAAGACUCUGGUUCAGCAGCUCUAUACCACACUGUGUAUUGAAGAACACCAACUGAACAAGGAGAAGGAAUUGAUUGGGAGGAUAGAAGACCUCAAGCAGCAAUUGGCACCCAUGGAAAAAGUCAGGAUGGAAAUUUGCAGAAAAGCAGAGAAGAGGACAACCUGGCUAUUGUGGGGUGGGCUGGCUUACAUGGCAACCCAGUUUGGAAUCUUGGCUCGGCUCACCUGGUGGGAAUAUUCUUGGGACAUUAUGGAGCCAGUCACCUACUUCAUCACAUAUGGCAGCGCCAUGGCAAUGUAUGCAUACUUCGUAGUAACGCGUCAGGAAUAUGUAUAUCCAGAUGCUAGAGACAGGCAGUACUUACUAUUCUUCCAUAAAGGAGCCAGAAAGACUCGUUUUGAUCUAGAAAAAUACAAUCAACUCAAGGAUGCUAUUGCUCAGGCAGAAUUGGACCUUAAGAGACUUCGGGAUCCCUUGCAGGUACAUCUACCUGUCCAACAAAUCAGUGAUAAAGAUUGAUCGUCAGCGGAACGUCUGCACCUUGACAGAAGUGGCAGAUCUUUUCAAGCUCUUGCCUCUUUCAUUCGAAAGCAUUUCAGGUGGAAGCUGGAAAGGUCUUCUUGGGGUGGAGGGUUUUUAAAUCAUGAAAACAGAGACCUUGACUGGGGAGGGAAUAAUGUGUUCAUUCAAAUAAUAAUAAUAAUAAUAAUCAGGCACUGUGGAAUGCUAAGUCUUUUCGAAGGGCUUGACGACUGUCGCAUUCAAAUGUUUUUUUCUUUUGGAUGAAAAUAUAUAGAUUAUAAAGGUGGGCAUUUCAUGAAGAAAUUGUAUUGGGGGACAUAUUUUUCCAGCUUUGCCUCUUGAAGAAGCACUAGCAGCCUGCUCAGCAUUUUUUUUAAAAAUCUCUUUCAAACUAUUUGCACAAUAAUCGUGCGCUAAACAAAAGAAGGAAACAAUCAAGCCAUUUUAAGACACCGUGAUUGGUGAUCCAGAUUGAAGUAGCGUCUCCAUAAACAUGCAACAUGAGAUUGGUCCCUAGUCUUUUUGUUGUUGUUGUCAUUUGUUGUUCUCUUUUUUUUUGUUAGAG
Molecule: messenger RNA, 1404 nt
Organism: Thamnophis sirtalis
Lineage: Eukaryota; Metazoa; Chordata; Lepidosauria; Squamata; Natricidae
Source: RefSeq, a predicted model, not a curated record